Molecule: messenger RNA, 887 nt
Organism: Elaeis guineensis (African oil palm)
Lineage: Eukaryota; Viridiplantae; Streptophyta; Magnoliopsida; Arecales; Arecaceae
Source: RefSeq, a predicted model, not a curated record
UCCUCCUCUCUCUCUCUCUCUUUCUCAUGGCGUCCAGGCUCCACUUCGUCUCUUUCCUUCUUCUCCUUGUUGUGUAUCCUGCCAUCUCCACCAACUCCGAAGGGGAGGCGCUGCAUGCGUUGAGGGCGAGGCUCUCCGACCCGACCAACGUGCUCCAGAGCUGGGACCCCACCCUCGUCAACCCCUGCACCUGGUUCCAUGUCACCUGCGACGAUCGCAACCGCGUGAUCCGCCUGGAUUUGGGCAAUUCCAACAUCUCUGGUCCUCUGGGUCCCGAGCUCGGCCGCCUCCAGCACCUUCAGUAUCUAGAACUUUACAGGAACAACUUCGAGGGGAAGAUCCCUGAAGCAUUGGGCAAUUUGAAGAGCCUCAUCAGCAUGGAUUUGUAUGGGAACCGAUUUCAGGGAGAAAUCCCCAAGUCCUUUGCCAAGUUGAAGUCGCUCCGAUUCCUGCGUCUGAACAACAAUAAGCUUUCGGGAUCCAUCCCAAGAGAGCUUGCCACUCUCUCGAACCUAAAAGUCUUUGAUGUUUCAAACAAUGAUCUUUGCGGAACCAUUCCGGUCGAUGGCCCGUUCACCAAUUUCCCCUUCCAAAGUUUCGAAAACAACAGCAGGCUUAAUGGUCCGGAGCUGCAAGGACUGGUUCCUUACGAUUUUGGAUGCUGAAUGCUACAAGAUCUACCACCCCUGGAGAGGUAUUUGGAGUGGUCUACUUGUAUGAAUUCUCAUACUUGCGCUUCUAGCGAGGAAAGCUAUUGUAGAAAAGUAUAGAAUGCCGGGAGGCAAGUGGAGCUAUAUUUAUAAUGUUACCUACAACAGCAUCAAUGAACACACAAGAUGUUACUAAGAUUGAUAAGCUUAUAUUAUGCUGAAUUGCACCCUUUCAGA